AUGGGUGACAACACGAUUUUCGGAAAGAUGACGUCACGCGCGGCAGGCAAGCGGCAAAUCAAACCCACUGCGGUGCUCUAUGAGACGCUGAUGCAAGAGCACGCGGAUUCCGAUGAGGAGGAUGAGGAUUUUGAGAUGGCGGAUAGAUCUAUGACGUCUGGAGGUUCGGGAUCGGGUUCGGGAUCGGAAUCGGGUUCAGGUUCAGAAGAGAAUUCUGAUGAAGAGGAAGAUUCUGAAGGAGAAGAAGAGCAAAAAGAAGCUUCAGCAGAACCCCAGGAAGUUCUACCAAAAAUGAAAAUCUGUGCAGUUUGUGUAAAUCAGAAUCAUAUCGAGAAUCUUGAUGACGAGUUCAUGACUUGCGACAAUUGUCAAAUCACCGUGCACGAAUCCUGUUACCUCGGUGUAUUUCUCGAGGACAAUAAUUCGGACGACGCUCAAACCAGUUGGUUCUGCGAGCCUUGUAUGUAUGGGCUAAACGACACUCCGUUUUGCGAGUUUUGUCCCAGUAGAAUCGGCGCGUUCAAGCGGAGUGACGUUGGUGGAAGAUGGGUGCAUUUGACGUGUGCCCUGUUCACGCCAGGGAUAUCCUUUAGCGCUGUGGAUGUGCUGUCGGGAGUCAGUUGGCAGGAGAUUGGCAACUCGCAAUUCGGCCGGAAAUCGUGUGCGGCAUGUCGCGGAAAGCGGCUUGCGGAAAGCCGCGCGGGAAUUGUGACGCGUUGCGAGAGCGGCAUGUGUAAGGAGCAUUUGCACGCGAGUUGUGCGCAGAAAUUGGGAUUGUUGGUGGAUGAGACGGAUGAGGCGGAAGAGGCGGAAGCGGAAAAGGAGACCGCAAGCGUUUUGCGGUAUUUUUUCUGUCGGAAGCAUUCGAAUCCGGAGAAGGCGAAGAGGGAGCAGAAAAUGUGGGUUUUUUUGGGGCAAAAGUGCUUAAAAUGCAAAAAUUUGAUGAAAAUUGGCAAAAAAUCGCAUUUUUCACAAAUUUUUCCUUUAAAAAUUUGAAUUUUCCAAUUUUCCCGCUCAAAUUUUACGCUGUAAACACGGAACAUCGUUUAAAACCCGAAAACUCCUUAUUUUGGGUGAAAAAUUUGAAUUUCCCAAUUUUCCCGCUCAAAUUUCGAUGUGUAAACGCGGAGCAUCGUUUGAAACCCGAAAACUCCUUAUUUUGGGUGAAAAUUUUGAAUUUCCCAAUUUUCCCGCUCAAAUUUCGAGGUGUAAACGCGGAGUAUCGUUUGAACCCUGAAUUUAAUGGUUUUCGGUUCAAAAUUGAGCAAAAAUCACAUUUUUCACAAAUGUUUCCUUCAAAAAUUUGAAUUUCCCAAUUUUCCCGCUCAAAUUUCGAUGUGUAAACGCGGAGUAUCGUUUGAACCCUGAAUUUAAUGGUUUAUGGGUUAAAAACCGUCAUUUUUCACAAAUUCAGAGUUCAAACGAUACUCCGCGUUUACACCUCGAAAGUUGUGCGGGAAACUUGGGAAAUUCGAAUUUUCUGGGUGAAAAAUGCGAUUUUUGGUCAAUUUUGACCCAAAAACCAUUGAAUUCGGGGUUAAAACGAUACUCCGCGUUUACACUUCGAAAUUUGAGCGGGAGAAUUGGGAAAUUCAAAUUUUCUGGGUGAAAAAUGCGAUUUUUGGUCAAUUUUGACCCAAAAACCAUUGAAUUCGGGGUUUGAACGAUACUCCGCGUUUACACCUCGAAAUUUGAGCGGGAAAAUUUGAAUUUUCAAAUUUUCUUCUUGCAGAUAUUCAAUUUUCGAGCAACAAGAAAUGCGGCGAAUCACACAAUUUCGACGAAGAAAAUCACCAACUUCAGAAGAGAUUCGAAAUCGAAAUUGGAUGCAGAAAAAGCUGGAAUCGCACUUUGAUCUACCUGAUAAUACGAUAAAUAUUCCCACAGAGGUACGGUAGGGUUUUUUGUUUUUUGGAGCCAAAAAUCCGUGAGAAAUGGUGGAUUUUAACCUAGAAACACCCUAAAAUGACCCUAAAUACCUUAAUUUCAAUUCCAGGCCAUCGAAAAGACACGCCGUGCUCGACUUUUUGAUAACUUCUCCCGAAUUUUUCGAUCGCUUCGAGACCAAAUCAAUGGAUUGCGGAAAAUCGCGAGAAGAAUUCCGGGAGCCGUUUUUCGAUGUGAAAUUGACGAAUUCGUGGCCGAUUCCGAUUGGAUUCUCUAAAGAAUAUAUGGAGUGAGUUGCGCCUGAAAAGCCUGAAAAAGGCCUGAAAAUUGGGCCUAAAAUGAGCCUAAAAUCAUGAAUUUUGACCGAAAAUUGGCCUGAAAUGGGCCUUAAAAUUAGGCUUGAAAUUAGCCAUAGAAUAAGCCUAAAUUUAGUCUGAAAAUAGGCCCAAAUUUAGCCUGAGAAUAGGCCUAAAUCUAGCCUGAGAAUAGGCCUGAAAAUAGGCCUAAAUUAAGCCCUCAUCUAGCCUGAAAAUAGGCCUGAACUUAGCCUGAAAGUAGGCCUAAAAAUAAGCCUAACUUUAGCCUGAAUUCAGCCUGAAAACGAGCCUAAAUUCAUGAAUUUUGACCGAAAAUUGGCCUGAAAUGGGCCUUAAAAUUAGGCUUGACUUGGGCCUAAAAGAAGCCUAAAUUCAGCCUGAAAAUGGGCCUAAAUUAAGCCCUCAUUUAGCCUGAAAAUAGGCCUGAACUUAGCCUGAAAGUAGGCCUAAAAAUAAGCCUAAAUUUAGUCUGAAAAUAGGCCUGGAAAAUAGCCUGAAAAUUAGCCUGAAAAUAGGCCUAGAAAACGGGCCUAAAAUCAUAUUUUUUGACCGAAAAUAAGCCUGAAAUGGGCCUUAAAAUUAGGCUUGAAAUAAGCUUAAAUUUAGCUUGAAAAUAGGCCUAAGCCUAAGCCUAAAUUUAGCCUGAAAACAGGCCUUAAAAUAAGCCUAAACUUAGCCUAGAAAACGGGCCUAUUGGGCCUUAAAAUUAGACUUGAAAUGAGCCUGAAAAUAGGCCUAAAAUAAGCCUGAAAACAUGUUUCUAGGUUCAAAAUUUAUCAAAAAAUGCAAAUUUUUCACUAAAAAUCCUGAAUUUCAACCUGAAAUCGAUAUUUUUAGCUGAAAAUUCAUCAAAAAUCACCAAAUUUUCAGCUACAUAACCUACCGUGAUUUCACACAAAUUCCCGAAGAAGAGGAAAAAGUUGCAAAAUUGCGAGACGCCGUAAAAUUGGCCAAACAAAAACAGGAGAAACUCGAAAAAUCGGCGGAAAUUUCGGCGAAAAUCGCCGAGAAUUCGCGAAUUUUGGGAGAAAAAUCGCGCGAAAUCGACGCGUUUUUCGAAGUUUUGAGCGGAUUUUACGCGGAAAAAUCGGGCGAAUUUGACGCGUUUUUUGAGCAAUUUGGACAUAGAAACAAGAAGGAGAAGAAGAAGAAAUUGGCGGCGAAAAAUGAGGAGAAUUUGGAGAAGAAUUGUGCGAUUUGUGGAGAGGUACGGUAGGCUUUUUGGCCUGGAAAAUCCACGUUUUUUGACACCCAAUAAGCCUUGGUUCACUCAAAAAUUUGAAUUUUCCAAUUUUCCCGCUGAAAUUUGAAGGUGUUAUUGCGGAGUAUCGUUUGAAAUGGGUUUAUGGCUAAAAUUAUCGAUUUUUCACUCGAAAACCAAAUUUUCUAGUCAAAAUAUUUGAAUUUUCAAAUUUUCCCGCUCAAAUUACGAGGUGUAAACGCGGAGUAUCGUUUGAAAUGGGUUUAUGGCUAAAAUUAUCGAUUUUUCACUCGAAAACCAAAUUUUCUAGUCAAAAUAUUUGAAUUUUCAAAUUAUCCCGCUCAAAUUUCGAGGUGUAAACGCGGAGCAUCGUUUAAACCCUGAAUUUAAUGGUUUUCGAGUUGAAAUUGACAAUAAACCAAAUUUUCUAAUCAAAAAAUUUGAAUUUUCAAAUUUUCCCGCUCAAAUUACCAGGUGCAAACGCGGAGUAUCGUUUAAAAUGAUUUUUGGCUCAAAAUGAGUCAUUUCUGCUCAUUUUUAUAUCAAAAUUUAUUAUUUUCACUCAAAAAAAAUCCUGAAAUCAAUUCUAGGCUAAAAAUGCUCAAAAUUAUCGUUUUUUGGCUCAAAAUUCAUAAAAAAUUCCAUUUUCAGACCUCAAAUCAGCACAAAAUCACAUCCUGCGAUGAAUGUCACAAAUUCUACCACAUUUUCUGCCUAAACCCUCCACUUUCUCGAUUGCCAAAAAGAUCGACGAAAUUCGGAUGGAUUUGUGAGGAUUGUAAUGAAACAUCGACUGAAAAUUCGGAAAUUUCCGAAGAAAACUCUGAAGAAAAACGAGAAGAGACGCCGGAAAAUCAGAUAAAUUUGAGAAGUUCGAGGAAUCGACGACCUCCUAAUAGACAUUCUGCUUUUUUGGAGCAUUGA
Caenorhabditis angaria is the source of this 4329-nucleotide messenger RNA. The record is from the annotation of a GenBank genome assembly. NCBI's taxonomy places the organism in Eukaryota, Metazoa, Nematoda, Chromadorea, Rhabditida, Rhabditidae.